UGUGACGUGAACAUGACGUGUUAUUUUGUAACGAUUUCAAUUUACCAAUAAAUUAUUUGGAAUACCUGGUUUUAACUAUGUGCGUAUUUUAUAUAGCUUUUAGCAUUUUUACGCUAGGACAUGUACUCUGCGAGUCUAACAUCAGUUCCACAGAAAAUCUGCUCGACUACUGUUCUCACCCAGAUUGUUCGUUGAAAAACCAGCAUACAAUGUGCAUAGCAGCCCACAAACAAAGUCCGAGGCUGUACGCGUCCGGCAUGACCACCUGGAUGAGGUACCAGAUACUACUGCUGCAUAACCGCCAUAGAGACAACAUCGCUAUGGGUCUAGAAGCCGGUCAGCCUCCGGCGACAAACAUGCGCAAGAUGUACUGGGAUUACGAACUGGAGGAGAUGGCGGAAGUAUGGGCGAGGCAGUGUCAGAAGCGCCACGAUGAGUGCAGAAAUACGAUCAGGUUUAAUGUACUGCAGAAUAUGGACGUGCGCCCUGUCGUGCCCAGGGUGACGGAGGCGCAGCUGCUGGCGGACGCGGUGGGCGCCUGGUUCUCGGGCUCCAGGGUGCUGCCGGCGGAGCACGUCUGGUCUUUCAGGCUCAGCAACUGCAGCGCGCCGGGCGGCUGCAACGCUCACUGGUAUUCUGCCGCCGCGUGGGCGUCCACUUGGCGACUGGGCUGCUCCCAAGCGCUGUGCACGGUCAGAAAACGUUCCUGUGUCCACUUCAGAAAACGGCGAAGAAUAUUGCAAAACGCCACAAUGGAACCGUUUGAGAAUAUGACACGAACGACCGAGAAUAUAUUGCGUCGAACCAGAUAUAUGACGACAGCCACUUUCCCGCGCUUCGAGGAUUUCGCCACGACCGAAACUCGGAAAUCGAAAGAGUCGCCGUUGCACCGUGGUAUUUUGGAGAGUGUUAGAAAGGAGAAAUCACGGAAGGAGCCAAAGAUAAUAGCGUUUACAAUAUGCAAUUAUGGACCAGCCGGGAAUAUCGAUGGCUUCCCGAUCUACGAGGCCGGGACGACGUGCAGCAACUGUCCGCAGGGCACGCGCUGCGGGGACCGCACGCAUCGAGCCUUGUGUUCGGUCGUGGGAGAUCCUGAUAUCCGAACGUGAGAAUGUUUUAGUCUUGUAUUAGUUUCAUUUUCUUAAUUUUAAUAUUAUAUCUCAUUUUACGUUUUCAAAUA
Molecule: messenger RNA, 1180 nt
Organism: Ostrinia nubilalis (European corn borer)
Lineage: Eukaryota; Metazoa; Arthropoda; Insecta; Lepidoptera; Crambidae
Product: venom allergen 5-like
Exons: 1
Coding region: 78-1109 (343 amino acids)
Source: RefSeq, a predicted model, not a curated record